Mus caroli (Ryukyu mouse) is the source of this 866-nucleotide messenger RNA. RefSeq names its product casein kappa (gene Csn3). The record is from RefSeq and is a predicted model, not a curated record. NCBI's taxonomy places the organism in Eukaryota, Metazoa, Chordata, Mammalia, Rodentia, Muridae. Gene Ontology annotation, cellular component: extracellular region. Gene Ontology annotation, biological process: protein stabilization; lactation.
AAUACCCUGUAAUUAGUCUCCGUUAUUUAUCUUGGGUCUUCUCUGCAGCUAAGAGGCCAGGCAAACCUUACUGCCAAGCAAGAAUUGACUCCAAAUAAAGGUGCAAUGAUGAGGAAUUUUAUCGUAGUUGUGAAUAUUCUGGCAUUAACCCUGCCCUUUUUGGCUGCAAAGGUACAAAACCCAGAUUCAAACUGCCGUGGUGAGAAUAAUGACAUAGUGUAUGAUGAGCAAAGAGUCCUGUACACACCAGUCCGUUCCGUCCUGAACCUCAAUCAAUAUGAACCUAAUUACUACCACUACAGGCCAUCUUUGCCUGUUGGCCCAUACAUGUACUUCCCACUUGUUUUUAGACUACUUCUGCUUAGGUCUCCAGCCCCAAUCUCCAAAUGGCAACCAAUGCCAAAUUUCCCCCAGACUGCUGGAGUACCUCAUGCCAUUCCAAACCCAUCCUUUCUUGCCAUGCCUACAAAUGAAAAUGAGGAUAACACCGCCAUUCCAACCAUCGACCCUAUUACUCCCAUUGUGUCCACACCAGUUCCUACCAUGGAGUCAAUGGUAAAUACUGUGGCCAAUCCUGAAGCUUCCACAGUGUCUAUCAAUACCCCUGAGACUACUACAGUCCCAGUGUCCUCAACUGCAGCAUAAAACACUAAGGAAACAUUGAAAAAGACAAUAAAGGUCUGGAGCCAAAUUUCAACUUCAAACUCCUUCAGGAGAAACUCUGCCAUCAUUCAAGAGAAAAUGCAAUUUUCACAGAUUCAGAUCUUUCUCAUCUUCUCUUACCUUUUACAUUAACACCACAGUUAAUUUUGUUUUUUUGAUUCUUAAAGAAUAAAGUUAAUGAAAUGCAAUUAAUACAUCUUAAA